Musa acuminata AAA Group (dessert banana) is the source of this 767-nucleotide messenger RNA. RefSeq lists its product as uncharacterized. Lineage: Eukaryota; Viridiplantae; Streptophyta; Magnoliopsida; Zingiberales; Musaceae. The transcript is spliced from 2 exons. Bases 397 to 606 code for a protein of 69 amino acids. The record is from RefSeq and is a predicted model, not a curated record.
AUGAUAGUAAAUCUAUUUAGUUAAGUCAGUCACUUCGAACAUAGAACUAAAUUGGGAUAUUACAAUGUAUGCAUGCAAUAAUAAAUCACGUCAAAGAGAAGUAUGGGAGAGAAUGGAAUUCAAGCAGCUUUAACUGCACAGGCUUCUGGUUUGGGUCGCCAUCAGCAAUAAGGUCUUCUCACCACCUAAACCAAAGAGACGGUGGCGGACAAGGCUGCCUGCCACCGUGCCAACCUCCUCCUCCUUCUUCUUCGUCUGCCAGACCAGUCGCAGCAGAUGGCAUAUCCUCCUGUCGUUCUUCCUCCCCCUUUCCCGACCUAAACGACGUGCCCUGUCUCAUACAGAUACAUACACCUACACGAGAGAGGAGAGGCAAAGAAGAAGAAGAAGAAGAAGAUGGCGUUCUUCUGCUUUCUGGUGGACCAGCGGCGGACGGUGAGGAGCAGCAAGCCGGCGGCCGGGAUCUGCUCGCGCUGCGGUGGGUGCGCCAGCGCCGCCGACAUGGUGACCCUCACGCGGUUCUGCUACGUCCCCGUUCAUCGUAAGACCUGGCGGGCCAUCAUCUGCACCUUCUGCGGCGCCUUCCUCAAGUCCUACCACCGGUAGAUGCAUGCAGACGAUACCUGCAGAUCGAAACGUUCGCGUAUGCAAAGCAUCAUUUACAUGUACGAUGGAAUGUAUCAACUUGUGAGUUAGUUCGAUUUGAAGCUCGUGGAUUUUUCUUCCCCUAAAGAUCGAUCUAAUCGAAGAAUCGAUCAUUUAAUUUU